AUGGCAACGGUUAUGGACAGGAAUACCACUUUUGUGGUCCUCCUUGUGCAUUGCUUUCUUUCCUUGGCUACUCUAACAUGCAUGUUUGCAUAUGCGGGUGGCAAUCCAAAUGUGCUUUGCAAAAGCGGAGAAAGAGAUGCCCUCCUCACCUUCAAAAAGGGUAUCGUUGAUCCUUACAAUCUACUCUCAUCUUGGAUUGGCCAGGAGUGUUGCACGUGGAAAGGAAUUGCCUGUGACAACAUAACUGGGCAUGUCAUCCACCUAAAUCUCAGAAAUCCAUAUGAUUAUUAUGACGACUUUGCAAUUGAUGAUUUUUACCAGUCAAUGCUGCGUGGGCGGAUAAGCGAUUCCCUACUGGAAUUAAAGCAUCUUCACUAUUUGGAUCUAAGUUCGAAUAAUUUUGAAGAUAAUCAUUUUCCAAGCUUCUUUGGUUAUCUUCGGAAUUUGAGAUAUCUAAAUUUAUCAAGUACGGGUUUCGUGGGUACAAUUCCUCAUCAGCUGGCAAAUCUCUCCAACUUGCAAACUCUUGACAUUCAUCAAGAUUUUUACUAUAUGCAACUGCAAGUUGACAAUCUUGAAUGGUUAUCUCAUCUUUCUCUGUUGGAAUUCCUCGACAUGAGUUCAGUCAAUCUUAGUGAAGCAUCUAACUGGUUACAGGUGAUGAACAUGCUCCCUUCUCUAUCAGAGUUACACUUGUCUAAUUGUGGACUUGAUAAAUAUGAUCCAAUUCCUUAUGUUAACUUUUCAUCUCUCACUGUGCUCGAUCUUUCGGGCAACAACUUUGUUAAUUCAACGUUUGAUUGGAUUAAUAGUCUUACAUCUCUUGUUACACUUGAUUUACAAUACACGGAGAUCAAGGUUCCACUACUUGGAGUUGCUGUCCAGAACAUGUCUAGUCUUAGAAAUCUACAUCUGAGUGGUAACAACUUCUCUUACACAAUACCUAAAUGGUUAUAUAAUAUGACCGCUCUUGAAAGACUUUAUCUUUCAGGAAAUAAGAUUCAAGGUGUACUUCCUAAAGCUAUUGGAUGUCUUUCACAACUGAUGCUUCUUGACCUGUCACACAAUAGACUUGAAGGAAAAAUACCAAGAUUUUUGGGAAAUCUGUGUAAUCUGCAACAUUUAGAUUUAUCUUGGAACAACCUUGGGGGAGGUUUGUAUGACCUUUUAGGAAAUUCUUCUUCAUGCAGAACAAAAAAUUUAGAAUUUUUAGAUUUAAGUGGGAAUCGACUUUCAGGUACUUUGCCUGAUCAACUAGGGAAGCAUAAAAAACUCUAUGUUCUUUCACUUGACGAUAAUAUGCUUUCUGGUCCGAUUCCCGUGUCUCUAGGAAAACUGUCUUCAUUGAGGAUGCUUUUGGUCGGCUACAAUCAAUUGAAUGGAACAAUUCCUGUAAGUCUUGGAUAUCUUUCAAAUCUUGAAGAGUUAAUGAUCUCUUCCAAUUUUUUAGAGGGUCUUGUUUCCGAAAAGCUUUUUUCCAACCUUACAAAAUUGAGAAAUCUCGACGCUUCUUCGAACUCAUUGACUUUGCAAGUAAACACUAAUUGGGUUCCUCCAUUUCAACUUCAAAGGUUGUGGGUGGGAUCAUGGGAAUUAGGGCCAAGAUUCCCUACAUGGCUUCAAUCACAAAAAGAUCUUCGAGAACUAGAUUUCUCAAAUGCAAGUAUUUCGGAUGUCAUCCCUUCUUGGUUUUGGAGCCUUUGUUCCCAAUUCUCUUGGAUGGAUCUUUCUCAAAACCAAUUCCGUGGCAAUAUUCCAAGUUUAUCUUGUGGAGAAUAUAUCGUUUUUGGUUCAAACAACUUUUCUGGCCCUCUCCCCAAUGUUUCUUCUGGCAUUAUGUAUUUAGAUCUUUCCAAUAAUUCAUUCCAUGGAUCUCUUUCUCCCCUCAUUUGUGAACAGAAAGAUAAAAUGGGAGGAAAUCUAUUUUUUCUUGAUCUGUCCAAAAAUCUUCUAUACGGAGAACUUCCUAACUGUUGGACGAACUAUUCUGUGUUACGAGCGUUAAACUUGGGGAGCAAUAAGCUAAUAGGAAAUAUACCGAGUUCCUUGGGUUCUCUAUCUAACCUUGACUUUCUGUUGCUGAGCAAAAACAAUUUGUCUGGAGAAUUACCAUUGUCCUUGCAAAAAUGCGAACAGCUAAGGAUUGUAGAUCUCAGUGAGAAUCAUUUGUCGGGCGGCUUAUCCAUUUGGUUGGGAAACAGUUCAUCUCAUCUUUUGAUAAUUGUGCUUCGCUCAAAUAGGUUUCAUGGUAGUAUACCUCAAGAGUUAUGUCACUUCAAAUCACUUCAAAUCAUGGACCUUGCACAUAACAAAUUAUCGGGAACCAUUCCGCAAUGCUUUGGUAAUUUGAGUGCCAUGCAGAGACAGAUCUCCAAUAUAAUUGUAUACAUUUUUUGGAGAACAAUAUUCUUGACAUUAAAGGGAGCAGAGUAUGAGUUAUAUGAAAACACAUUUUCUCUUAUCACAAGCAUGGACCUCUCGAGCAACAAUUUAAUUGGAGAAAUCCCUGAGCAACUCACUAGUCUUCAAGGCCUACGAUUCUUGAAUUUGUCCAAUAAUCAACUCCAAGGAAAGAUUCCACAGAAGAUAAAUGCCAUGAAAUUAUUGGAGUGUUUCGAUGUCUCAAUGAAUCAGCUCACAGGUGAAAUACCUCAAAGCAUGGCGAGUUUAACAUUCUUGAAUCAUCUGAAUUUAUCGUACAACAACUUCUCUGGCAGAAUUCCCUCCAGCACUCAGCUUCAGAGCUUUAGCGCAUGGAGUUUUAUUGGCAACCAUGAUCUUUGUGGGCCUCCACUUACGCCUAGCUGCGUUGGAGAUGACUCACCCAUUGAACCAACACCAAAUACUAAUGAUGAAGGCAGCAAGGACGGUGGGUGGAUUGACAUGAAGUGGUUUUAUAUGGGCAUGCCAUUUGGAUUCGUGGUGGGGUUCUGGGGUGUAUUUGGUCCAUUAGCUUUCAACAAGGCCUGGAGAUCUGCUUUCUUUAAGUUUUUGGAUGGCAUGAAGUAUAAACUCUUCAAUGGUGUUUGA
Molecule: messenger RNA, 3030 nt
Organism: Alnus glutinosa
Lineage: Eukaryota; Viridiplantae; Streptophyta; Magnoliopsida; Fagales; Betulaceae
Product: receptor-like protein EIX2
Exons: 1
Coding region: 1-3030 (1009 amino acids)
Molecular function (GO): protein binding
Source: RefSeq, a predicted model, not a curated record